GCCUUUUACUGGUAUCAGAAAGCAGCAGAGAAGGGUUAUGAAAGGUCAAUGCACUGUCUUGCCUAUUGUUAUAACAAUGGUGAAGGGACAGAGAAGGACUUGGGAAUGGCCUUUUACUGGUAUCAGAAAGUGGCAGCGAAGGGUAACGAAGAGUCAAUGAACAGUCUUGCCUUAUGUUACUACAAUGGUGAAGGAACAGAGAAGGACUUGGGAAUGACCUUUCACUGGUAUCAAAAAGCAGCAGAAAAGGGUUAUGAAAGAUCAAUGUACAAUCUUGCCUAUUGUUAUGAAAAUGGUGAAGGAACAGAAAAGGACUUGAGAAUGGCCUUUUACUGGUAUCAAAAAGCGGCAGAGAAGGGUUAUGAAGAGUCAAUGCAUCAUUUUGCCUUAUGUUACUAUAAGGGUGAAGGGACAGAAAAGGACUUGGAAAUGACCUUUUACUGGUUUCAGAAAGCAGCGAAGAAGGGCCAUGAAAGGUCAAUGCAUAAUCUUGCCUUAUGUUACUAUAAGGGUGAAGGGACAGAAAAGGACUUGAGAAUGGCCUUUCACUGGUAUCAAAAAGCAGCAGAAAAGGACCAGAAAAUGUCAAUACACAGUCUUGCCUCAUGUUACUACUAUGGUGAAGGGACAGAGAAGGAUUUGGAAAUGGCCUUUCACUGGUUUCAGAAAGCAGCAGAGAAGGGUCAUGAAGGGUCAAUGCUUUACCUUGCCUUAUGUUAUGAAAAUGGUGAAGGGAUAGAGAAGAAUUUGGAAAAAGCCUUUUAUUGGUAUAAAAUGACUCCUGAUAAUUUUAAAAUUAACAACUUAUGCAAGAAAUGCAACCAACCAUAUAUUGAUUUCAAAUGGUGCCAACAAUGUAAUAUUAAACAAUUUCAGCAAGAUUUUUCAAAAUGGACUAGUAAAAAUAAAUUUAUUGAUAAAUUUAUUCAAGAAGCACAACUAAAUGCUAAAAGUAGUUAUGAAGUUUUAGAAUGGAUACCUUAUAAUAAAUUAAAUAAUAUUAAUUAUUAUGAUAAAGGAGGAUUUAGUGAAAUUUAUAGUGCUAUCUGGUUAGAUGGACCUAUUGAUAGUUGGAACUUUGAUGAACAACAAUGGAAUAGAUGGUCUGAUUAUGAUGUUAUUCUUAAAAAUCUUAAUAAU
Molecule: messenger RNA, 1140 nt
Organism: Rhizophagus irregularis DAOM 181602=DAOM 197198
Lineage: Eukaryota; Fungi; Glomeromycota; Glomeromycetes; Glomerales; Glomeraceae
Source: RefSeq, a predicted model, not a curated record